AUGGUCGAGGAACGUGCACCGCCAAAUGUUAAAGAACGUGGAGCGUAUCCCAACGUGAGAGCAGGAAACAUGUUGUGGUCUCUGAUCUUAAAUAUCGAAGAAGAUUAUCUCAAUUUCGAAAACUCAAUCGAUAUAGAAACCGAUGAAAUCAAUGACGUUGGCCAACAAGAAGCAAGAGAGCCCACUACUCUAACGCCACUGCAAGAGAAAAAUUCAUUUGCUGCGCAAGUGACACCGGCUACGUGUAUUGUGGAAGUUCAAACGACAUUGCCAAAACACUUUGAAGCAGCAGUCCAACAUGCUCCUUCUUGCAGCGAUGAUGCAUCUACACAGUGCGAUGUCUUCAAACUAGAGCCUGGAGUAGUGCUUCUUUUCAUGCUUGCAAUCGCUGCUCUCAAAUCCGAAGAAAGGAUCCGAGGUGCUGUUUCGUUAGCGGAGAUUUUUGGUUUUCGCAACUGUGCUUUGGAUCGGUACAGAAUGAAAUCUACCGCAGUGCAACCAGAUGUUUCACAAAUUACCGUGCUCGACGAGAAGGAUGUCGAAGUUCUACUAAGCAAAUCCAAUUGUUCUGGAUCUUCUGAAAUCAAUGACAAGGAGUCAGCGUCCGCACUUGAGAGCAGUCCGAUGGAUUUGCGGUUUAUGCGAAGCGUUGGCGAGCAGGCAACAAUUUUCCUUAUAGCUGCAGGUGAUCACCGUCUUUCUGGACGGCCAACCUCAUCAGGACAACUUCAUAGCGAAGACUCGAACGAUGUCGUGGCAGAGGUGAGUGUCGAUGUGUCUUUCGUGAACAAACCGGUGGAUGAGCAUGGUAAUGAGGUAAUCGACAUUGUCGACAUUAACGGGCACGAAGAUGAAGACGACGUUUUCCUGUCGGACAGUGACGAAAAUAUUGUUGAAAGUUUCCUUGUCGAGGAGUGCACCCAGACUGAUUCCGGAACGAACAACAAAGACGUGCAAGACGGCUGUGCCCAAACCAACCAACCGCUUAUGUGCAAUAGUGAAGUGCAGACCAUCAAGGUGGGACCGGACAUUCACGGAAAUGCUCAAACACAGACUGAGUGCUUCCAGACGACCUCGGACGGCUGUGCACAAACCAACCAACCGGUUAAGUGCAAUGGUGAAGUCCAGACCAUCGAGGAGGGUCCGGACAUUCGCGAAAAUAUUCAAACACAGACUGAAUGCUUCCAGACGUCCUCAGAUACCUCUACGCAAACCAGCGACACACUGAAGUGCUAUGAUCAAGUUCAGGAUUCUUCUUCGCAAACCAACGAGCAGACUAUGCGAAAUGGUGAAGCUCAGACUGUGGAAAAGAGCCAUGAGGACAUGCAUAGCGUCGGGACAGGAACUGAUGAUGAGCUUGCGAUGACGGGUCAGCCAGAGCAACGAAACUCAGUUGACAACAGCACGUAUAUGGAACCUGAAUCAUGUAAAACAUCUUAUUCCCAGACCUCGAGUCUAGCAAUGGACUCUGUCUAUGUACAGUGUACACCAGCAGUCAGCACAUCGCAGACUCAAUAUACUUGUACUUGUGUGACAGACGAGUCUUCACAGACCGAAAUAUGCAUGAAAAAUAAGAAGAAUCAGGAAUGCGAAGCAUCUGUGGAAACUGAAGAUGCCUGCACACAGAGUGUGAUUGUCUACACAGACAAGGCACUGCAAACUACGUCAACGGUGGACAUGGACCCCCUGGGGAGCAUCGACAGUGCAUAUUCGGGAGUACAGCUUUGGAGUGAUUUUGAUCGCGUACCCAUCAAGGAAUUCGAUGUUUCCCAGCAGACGUCCCCAACUCUCGUUCAAGAUGUAGCGUCGUACUUCAACUUGGAAGUACACUCGUUGGCCAUCCAAACAAAACCGGAGACCAAGGAAAGGGAAUGCUAUGCCAAAGUGGAAAUGGGUGAAGACGAAGUUCAAGCGGUAGUUGAGUCGCUCGAGGCUGCAGUUGGCCAAGCGGAUAAUGAGAACUGGAUAAAGGUGUACCUAGCCGAGCUGGAUGAUGAGAAACGCCGGCGAAUGAUGGAUAUCGGCAUUCAGACGGGUGUUCUAGCGCGAGUGCAACACAUAUAUGCAACUGUUGAUACUGAAAACCCACAGGUGCCUGAUGCCUCACGACCAUCUAUUCGUGUAAGCGAAACGGAAAAAGUCGAUGUGGAUUAUGCUGAUGAAAGGCCUUUGAAAUACACGUCAAAAUGGGAAGAACAACAUGGUUUAAAGGCGAGCGCAGAGCCGACCAUUCGCCUUCUUCUCUACUCCUUCGAUGUUCUCAAAUGCUGCCUACUUCGCGCGUCCCCUUUUGCUCACUUUGGAGUCAAGUAG
This is a messenger RNA of Haemonchus placei, 2313 nucleotides long. NCBI's taxonomy places the organism in Eukaryota, Metazoa, Nematoda, Chromadorea, Rhabditida, Trichostrongylidae. The record is from the annotation of a GenBank genome assembly.